AUGGCCAGAAUCUCCUCUUUGAACAUCAACACCCGCAGCACCCAUCCACCUGCGCCCAAGCUAAAGAUCAAACUCAAGUCCAGCAUGUCUAACACUCCAAUCCUCGUCGUAUGUUGGUUCAGGACCGUCUGGUCUCGUCAUUGCGCUCUCCUGGCGCAAGAAUGGCAUUCCUGUUCGUAUAAUCGAGAAGGACGACUUGGAGAGCGUGGCGCGGGAGUUUCGCCUCGUUCUCUGGAGUUGCACGAAAUCCUCGGCACCUUCCCCGACGUCAUAUCCGCCGGGAAGCCGCUGUUGCUCACCAAGGAGUACGAUCCCGCUGAUGGCACCAAGGUGGUGAAAACCUUCUUAAUGGUUUCUACGCUCGAACCAACCCCUCAAAUUCCCUACAUUAACCCCAUCAUGCUUGGACAAAACCACCAUGAACGCAUCCUGCGUGAGCACCUCGAGAAAUUCGGCACGAAAGUCGAGUACGGCUCCGAGUUGCGCUCGUUCAAGCAGUUCGAUGACCACGUCCUAGCCGAGAUCGUACGUCAGCAGGAUGGCAAGGAAAUCGUCGAGCAGGUGAAGGCUCCGUGGUUGAUCGGCAUGGAUGGCGCUCACAGCGUUGUUCGUAAGACUUUGGGAUUGGAGUUUUUGGGCGAGACGCGGGAAGGCUUUAAUAUUGUUAUUGGGGACAUCAGGAUCAAGAGCGGGCGACGAGAGUUCUGGGAGCGAUGGGGAAACCCCAGAGAGCAAUAUGAGGACGUCGUCAGCUUCCUCCUUGCGGGGGUGGCCAUCGACCCUCAGGCCGUCUUGGCGAGUCGUGAGCGGUCGUCGAAAAAAUCUACGAAAUCAAUGGAAGGCGAGAUAUUGUUUGUCUUCGGGGACCUCAUCUGGAGUUCGAGGUACAGACCUAAUAUCCGUAUGGUUAAGCAACUUCGCGUUGGACGCGUCUUCGUAGGUGGGGAUGCUGCCCACUGUCAUAGCCCUGUCGGUGGUCAAGGCCUUAAUUCGAGUAUCCAAGAUUCUUUCAAUUUAGGUUGGAAGCUCGCUCUCGUGCAGAAGGGAUUGUCACCUUCCUCCCUCCUCAACACCUACGCCGAAGAGCGUUUGCCCGUCAUCGCCGAAAUGCUCGACAAGACCGAGCUUUUCAACCAAGCUUUCAAGACCGGGGGAGGAAGCGAGGUCAAACGUGGAGGCGACAUGACCCAGCUCGGUGUGAACUACCGCUGGAGCUCUAUCGUCUUCGAAGAAAAUCCUGAGGUGCCUAUUGAAGCGCCUGUUGAGGAUGAAGUACAUGCCUACAGCAAGAAGAGCGAAACCGCCGCUCGUGCGGCGGACCGAGCACCUGGGGCGCCUGGUCUCGUCGACCUGUCUGACAAUAGUGUAACGAGUCUCUUCAAGGUUUUCUCUCCAUCGCGCCACACCGUCCUUAUAUUCUCCAGUGCCAACUCUGAAGUGCCCCGAAGUAUCUGCGACAUCACCAAACACCAACCCCAAAAUACGGUGCACCCCAUCCUUAUUCUUCCCAAAGGCGCCGCCACUGCCAUCACUGCUGCCACUGUACGUCAAGGCGGGAGCUUCGGGCAAGUCCUUAUCGAUGCCGAGGGUCAUGCAUUUGCAGGGUACCACAUUCAAUUCGAGGCCGCGUCGGAUUCAGAAGGGGUGACAGUCGUGGUGGUGGUUCGACCUGACGGAGUCAUCGGUGCACGGGUCCGGGGAGCUUCCGGGGUCGAACAGUAUUUUAAGCGGGUCUUCGCUUGA
Molecule: messenger RNA, 1743 nt
Organism: Cyclocybe aegerita
Lineage: Eukaryota; Fungi; Basidiomycota; Agaricomycetes; Agaricales; Hemipholiotaceae
Source: the annotation of a GenBank genome assembly